GAGGCUCCCCUCUUCACUGGACGGCAAGGCAUAUUUUGAAGUGGGCAGGCUGUCGUUCCCGUGGACCUGAGGAUGUUUCGCAAAAAGAAAAAGAAGAGGCCUGAGAUAUCAGCACCCAAGAACUUUGAGCACCGUGUCCACACCUCGUUUGACGCCAAACGCGGCUGCUUUGUGGGUCUGCCGACACAAUGGCAAAGCUUGAUAGAGAACCUGCGCAGGCCCAGGCCCAUGGUGGACCCUUCCAGGAUCACAGAGGUGGAGCUGAGGCCAAAGAAGACUAUUGUGCGUGGGAGCAUGAUCGGUCAUGGGGACUACAUUGCAGCCAUGAUCAAUGAUAUGAGCCGCCUGUCUGUGACCAGCUCCAACUCUCUUAGGAAGAGUAGCCCCUCGGCCCGGAAGAGAGCCCAGUCUCUGGGGAGGCUGGGAGAGGUGAACGAGGCAGACACUUACCAGUAUGAGGGUCUGACCCAUGAUGAUGAAGACGACGAGGAUGUGGGUCAGGACCAGUGGAGGGACAAGGCCAGGAACAUCCACAGUGAGACCAACACCCCUUACUUGGGUAUGAAGAAGAGCAUCACUCUGCAACCCAACGGGAUCUUGCCAAAGGCCAAGUCCACCUACGAAGUAAGCGUCAGCUCCCAGGAGGGACCCUCACAACUUGCUCAGGCCCAGAACAUCCUGAUGCCAAGUCACGAGGCUUAUAUGAGCGGUGAGGUGGGCAGCCCUCAGGAGAGAGUGAUAUGGAAGAGAGAUUUCCAGCUGCCAAGGGGAAUGCCAACAAAUCAGAGACCUAUAGCUUGUUUCUACAGCCCAGCUAUGACUGUACAGCCGCCCCAUGGAGAUCAAGGGACAGUCACCACGGAGCUCCGGCCAAGCGUACCGAUGUACAUGCACCCACAGAACAGCCCUGGGAGGCCAUUCUCCUCCUAUGACCUGAAGGCAGAGACGACAGUGAGAUACCACUCCGGCUUCCUGCCCACUGGCACCAGCAGUCCCCUUGUGGGCGGCAUCAGACCCCAGCGGACAGUGCGUUCCUCAGCUAGCUACACCCUGGGCCUGUCACCUAACAUGGGACUGAGGCCCAGUGGGCCAGACCCCUUCCUCAGACACUCUGGAUGCCCCAACCCUCCUUACCCCAGGCAGGACAGUCCUUCCCAACCUCGACCCUCCCCUACAGGCUCUCUAGCUACCAGUCCCCCCGGCACCUGCUCCCCUGCCUUUAGGCCCCCACAACACCCUUCACCCAGGCCACCCCCAGACCCACCCAAGGUGACUCAUGAACAAUUCAAAGCUGCCCUGCAGAUGGUGGUAGACAAGGGCGAUCCACGGUCUUACCUGGAGAACUUUGUGAAGAUAGGGGAGGGUUCGACAGGGGUGGUGUGUAUUGCAACAGAGAAGCACAGUGGCAGGCAGGUAGCGGUGAAGAUGAUGGACCUGCGGCGGCAGCAAAGAAGAGAGCUGCUGUUUAAUGAGGUGGUAAUCAUGAGGGACUAUCAGCACAGGAAUGUGGUGGAGAUGUUUAAGUCCGCCCUGGUGGAGGAGGAGCUGUGGGUUAUCAUGGAGUACCUGCAGGGUGGAGCACUAACCAACAUCGUGUCCGAAACCAGGCUGAGUGAAGAGCAGAUUGCCACAGUGUGUGAAGCUGUUCUGCAAGCCCUGGCCUAUCUCCAUUCACAGGGAGUCAUCCACAGAGACAUCAAGAGUGACUCCAUACUGCUCACGUUAGAUGGAAGGGUCAAGCUUUCAGACUUUGGCUUCUGUGCUCAGAUCAGUAAGGACAUCCCUAAGAGGAAAUCUCUAGUGGGGACACCCUAUUGGAUGGCUCCUGAGGUCAUCUCCAAAUCACCAUAUGGCACUGAGGUGGAUGUUUGGUCAAUGGGAAUCAUGGUGGUGGAGAUGGUGGAUGGAGAGCCUCCGUACUUCAGUGAAACCCCUGUAGCAGCUAUGAAGAGGCUGAGGGAUGAACUGGCUCCUACUGUCCGAAAUGUCAGCCAGAUAUCCCCAGUUCUAAAAGACUUCCUGGACCGUAUGCUGACUCGGGACCCCCUAGAGCGGGCCAGCGCCACUGACCUGCUGGAGCACCCCUUCCUGCUGCAGAGUGGCUCACCUCAGUGCCUGGUCCCGCUGGUGGAGCAGUACCGCAAGCGCAUGUCCCGCUGCUGACCCCUGUGGGGCUCCCGGUCCCCAGCACCCACCUCCAGUCUGACGUGUCCAGGCCCCGCACAGGGGUCCAACUCCUCUAGCACCCAAGGCAACGGGAGAUCAGCUCCAGAGAAGCAGACCCAGGCAGCAUGAUGCUGCCAGAGUGAUGGUGGCAGGACAGCAAGUUUGGUUGACAGACACCGCAUGGUCUCGGGCAUGAGAGAAGCACUUUAGGAGUCAGUUAAAGGCAGCAUGCAAUUCCUCACCUCUCAACUCGGUUCGAUCGGAAUAUUGAUUGGCUUCCUGUAACAUUCAGUGGGAUUCAACACAACACAACUUGGUGCAUAUCAACUGAUAGCAACAAUCAAUAUUCCACAUAACUGUAUGUAAUGAACACGUGCUCCUCUAAAGAUCCUUUAUAAUGUUCAUAGUGGGAAUUGUUGCUGGCCGUGUAAAGCUUAUAAAGCUGGUGUUAGGCUCAAACCACAGUAGCUCAUUGUGACAUUAUUAAGGAAGGAAGAAGUUACCUCUGCACACUCACCCUCUUUGCUGUGGAAACUGAACAACAGCCUGGUCGGUACACUCCACAAACACUGACAGUAGACUCUUUGCAUGGCCAAAUGGAGGCACACCUGGCCUGAUGUGAAUGCUUGAAUAUGUACCAAACUGGGAAGUGAAAGACAAUUCUCUUUUAUUAGCAUAACAAAUGGGUAGAUGAAAGCCCAGCUGCUACUAUUGGGCUAUUGGAAAAUUACCAGUACCAUAUUCCUCUUUUUUCAUAUUUAUCCUUUAUUUCCAAAAGGUGUUGUGGGUUGUUUGUAUGAUGUGAAGUUGCAAAUAAGGUUUCAUUAUUAAGUAUGGACUUGAAACAUGAGCAGAUAAAUUAAUAAUGUAAAUAAAACAUACUGAAUAUUA
Seriola dumerili (greater amberjack) is the source of this 3057-nucleotide messenger RNA. Its product is annotated as serine/threonine-protein kinase PAK 6-like. Gene Ontology annotation, cellular component: cytoplasm. The record is from RefSeq and is a predicted model, not a curated record. Bases 73 to 2163 code for a protein of 696 amino acids. The transcript has 9 exons. Gene Ontology annotation, biological process: intracellular signal transduction; regulation of MAPK cascade; protein phosphorylation. Gene Ontology annotation, molecular function: ATP binding; protein serine/threonine kinase activity. Lineage: Eukaryota; Metazoa; Chordata; Actinopteri; Carangiformes; Carangidae.